Messenger RNA from Penicillium macrosclerotiorum, 918 nucleotides. RefSeq names its product SDR family NAD(P)-dependent oxidoreductase. The record is from RefSeq and is a predicted model, not a curated record. Gene Ontology annotation, cellular component: intracellular anatomical structure. Lineage: Eukaryota; Fungi; Ascomycota; Eurotiomycetes; Eurotiales; Aspergillaceae. Gene Ontology annotation, molecular function: oxidoreductase activity, acting on NAD(P)H, oxygen as acceptor. Bases 1 to 918 code for a protein of 305 amino acids. The transcript is spliced from 2 exons.
AUGAAUGUGAUUCAGGAACAUAAAACAGCCGUGAUUACGGGCGCCGCCUCGGGGGUGGGCUUUGCCGUGGCGAAGCUGUGUCGAAGUCAAGGGAUGCACCUUGCAUUGCUCGAUAUCGAUCAUGAUAACCUGGCCAAGGCCAAAACGGUCCUGGCCGAUUUGAACCCAAGCCUCAUGACCGAAGUCUUUGUUCUCGACGUGGCCGACCGGGCUCUCUGGAAGGAGACCGCUCACCAGAUUGGCAAAUUGUUCCCGGAGAUUGAUCUGGUGGUGUUGAACGCCGGGAAAGGCUAUCAAGCCCAGGGGUCCGCGGCGAAACGGUUGAAGCCCUGGCUGGAUGGUGACUAUUGGCAGAAGACUUUUGGCACGAAUGUUUCAGGCCCACUGAAUGGGCUUGAAGUUCUCCUUCCAUUGUUGCUCGCCUCUCCGUCGACGACGGCCAAAUCGAUUGUCAUCACAGGUUCCAAGCAAGGAAUCACCAAUCCGCCGGGAAGCAGUAAUCCCGCCUACAAUGCCUCCAAGGCGGCGAUCAAGCACCUCACUGAACAUCUCGCCCAUGACCUACGCUCCGACCCAGCGACCGCGCACAUCUCAGUCCAUCUGUUGAUUCCCGGCUGGACCUGGACCGGACUGAUGGGUAAUGUCGGCCCUACCGAUGAGGAGACGAUCACCAAACCUGCCGGGGCGUGGUUUCCCAGUCAGGUGGCUGAGGCGUUGCUCCACGGGCUCCAAACCGGAGCAUUCUACAUCAUCUGUCCGGAUGGCGAGACGGACCGUGCCGUGGACCAGGCGCGAAUGAAGUGGAGCAUGGGCGAUGCCAUUGAGGGCCGGCCAGCCUUAUCGCGGUGGGAGGAUAAUUGGAAGGACCGCGCCGCAGAAGCGAUCCAGGCAGACGCGGCCGCCCGGGCCACAUCAUGA